Molecule: messenger RNA, 1400 nt
Organism: Acanthochromis polyacanthus (spiny chromis)
Lineage: Eukaryota; Metazoa; Chordata; Actinopteri; Pomacentridae
Product: chymotrypsin-like protease CTRL-1
Exons: 7
Coding region: 534-1319 (261 amino acids)
Biological process (GO): proteolysis
Molecular function (GO): serine-type endopeptidase activity
Source: RefSeq, a predicted model, not a curated record
GAUCAAUAAUACAUUAAUAAAAAGGUAUGCACACACAUGCUCAGUUUGCAGCUGUUGAAUCUUGCAAGUAAAACCAGUUUCUGCAAACAGGCCAGCGGAGGUUUAGAUCAAUAUCUUCUUCCUGCAGAGUAGCUAGUCUUACUCAGUGCAGGAAAUAUUGACACCUUAAAUACAGCAAGAUUAUCUGUUAAAUGAGAGGAAAAGUUCAUCUGUGCAAUUUGUUACUUCUUGUUUGCUUCUCGCGUGCAGUUUGAAACUGAGAUGCAAGCAAAAAUUCAAACAGUCCAACAUAUCGAAUGUGGUGCAGACAGCCUUUUAUUGUCAAUAACAUGACAUGUUGUUGUUGCCUGUGAUUAAUAAUAUACUGUAGUACUGCACCAGUUUAUGUCCUAAAACCAUUGUGGUCAUGAAUUGUCUGAGGUACCAUUCACCAGGUGGUCUUUUCCCAGACUGGGGCAGGUGGGGGGUUGUGUGUCUACACUAUAUAAGCCAGUGUCCAGCGCAGGGACAUGAAUCUGGACUGAGACACAGCCAUGUUCUUGCUCAUUAGCUGUUUUGCUCUUGUGGCCUCUGCACUGGGGUGUGGAGUGCCUUCCAUCCCGCCCCGAGUGAGCGGAUACAACAAGAUUGUGAAUGGGGAGAGUGCUGUGUCUGGGUCCUGGCCCUGGCAGGUUUCACUUCAGGAUGGUAGAGGGUUCCACUUCUGUGGAGGAUCCCUGAUCAACCAGUACUGGGUUGUCACUGCUGCUCACUGCCGUGUGUCCCCAAUGAACCACCGUGUCAUCCUGGGAGAGCACGACCGCCAGUCCAACAGCGAGCCAAUUCAGGUCAAGAACAUCGCCAAGGCCAUCACUCACCCCUUCUACAACACCCAGAACUUUAACAAUGACAUCACGCUUCUGAAGCUGAGCUCCCCGGUGCAAAUGACUUCCCGUGUGUCUCCUGUGUGCUUGGCCUCCUCCAGCACCAGCAUCCCCUCUGGAACCAAAUGUGUCACCACCGGCUGGGGCAGAACCGGACAGACUUCGAGCCCUCGCUACCUCCAGCAGACUGCCCUGCCUCUGCUCAGCCCUGCUCAGUGCAAGCAGUACUGGGGUUAUAACAGAAUCACUGAUGCCAUGAUCUGCGCUGGUGCUUCUGGAGUGUCCUCCUGUCAGGGUGACUCUGGUGGCCCUCUGGUUUGCCAGAGCGGUAGUAUGUGGUCCCUUGUGGGUAUUGUGUCCUGGGGAACCUCUAACUGCAACGUGCGCACCCCUGCCGUGUAUGCACGUGUGUCCUACCUGCGCCAGUGGAUCGACCAGACUAUCGCUUACAACUAAGCCUGCAUGACACGCUCAUGCAGUCACACACGGUGCUGCUGUUUGGUGCAUUUGUGAGAAAUGAAACAAUAAACUCAUAAG